Messenger RNA from Metarhizium album ARSEF 1941, 489 nucleotides. RefSeq lists its product as uncharacterized. The record is from RefSeq and is a predicted model, not a curated record. NCBI's taxonomy places the organism in Eukaryota, Fungi, Ascomycota, Sordariomycetes, Hypocreales, Clavicipitaceae. The transcript has a single exon. The coding region runs from base 1 to 489 and encodes 162 amino acids.
AUGGUGUCCAACCAAUACCUGCUUGCCGUGGCCCUAUGCUUCGUCAACUUGGGGAGGACUCUCCCGGUGCUCCCCGUGGCCAACUCGACAGGCAUCUCGUGGCAUCCGGCUGGCCACACGCAAUCCACAUGCGACCCGUCGACGUUUGAUGAGUCCUCAAGCAAGAAUCCCGCCGACUGGAGAGAAUGUGCGAGCCUCUACAGUUCGUGGACCACACAGAACGGCACCUUCAAACUCGCCGGCGUCGAUGGCUUCACGCCGAUUCUCCAGACAACAGACUGCACGCUCGCAGUCAAGCCCGCCAAUUCUUCCAUGGAACCCUUCACCAUUGGCGACAGAGACGUCAAAGCACUGCUGGAGACGAGUCUCCGGAGGUUUUCUGCCGGUACGGACUUGGGAGUUGGCGGCGUAAUCAAGUGUGCCUCGGCGACUUGCAGCAAGGGAGAUGUCAACUGGCGAAUUUCAAAGUCACAGGGCGGUAGAAAAUGA